Messenger RNA from Blastomyces dermatitidis ER-3, 2270 nucleotides. Its product is annotated as antigenic thaumatin domain-containing protein. The coding region runs from base 1275 to 1799 and encodes 174 amino acids. The record is from RefSeq and is a predicted model, not a curated record. The transcript has 2 exons. Lineage: Eukaryota; Fungi; Ascomycota; Eurotiomycetes; Onygenales; Ajellomycetaceae.
CAGCAAUGUUGUUGUUUUCUGUUGAUAUGUAAAACAUUCCCGUCCGGAUGUUUUCUCUCUUCUUCUUUUCUCUCUUCUUCUUUUUCUUUUCUUUGUCUUCCUUACCAGUUGGCACAGCUCGCUGAGGAACAGACGCUUACGCCACACAUUUCCAAAAUAACUGCCUCUUUGUAUCAAUUUCCUUCCCAACAUGCUCACAUUGCUUGAGGCUGCAUAUCUACUGAUUGUUUACUUUGGCCUCCUGGCAUCUUCUGUUGCUAGCGUGGUGUUCCAGAACAAUCAGUGGAACGCCUUUUGCAGUUUUGAUAUGAUCCACCGGAGUCGGGAUCAAAAAUACAGUUUAGUACAACCUAUUCUCAUCUAUCGCGGCUUCAGAAAAUGUCUAGGAGUGCAAAACACUAUCUUCCCCAGAAAUGAAGCCAGACAUUAUGUUGCCCUGUUAUCCGCAGUACUAGACCAAGACUCCUCGUUCCAACCGAGCGUUUUCAUCUAGCUCUCGCGCAGCUUGGCUUGGCUUCGUUGGUACAUAGUUUGUCCAAAGCGAAGCCAAUGAUGUUCAUACGUGGAGGAUUGCCCACCUAGAAGCCGAUGUCUGAUCGAAUGGCACGCACGGGUGGGUACGAACGAACGAUCAUAAGGUUUACAUAAUGCCUCGUAACUCGGGCAAACUAUAUUUCGAUCAAGGUUUUUCGCAAAGUUCAGGGCAGCAGCCGAUUCACGGCGAUAACCUACCAAUCUCUCUCAUCCAAUUGAUCUUGAAGGAUUGAACAUGGUUGCGGCCGCUCCUGGCAUUUUUACGGGUCAGUGUGCGCAUCCCACAGGCCACUUGCCUCGUGAGGCCAGUUUGCCCCUGGGAUUUACGGCUAGGCUAGGAACCGAUAUCCUCUACUUGCGCCCCGUUGAACGUCAGUUCAAAGUUUGUUUAAUCUUCCAACGGUAAUGUCCAACGCAGUAACUAGUUGAUGCCUUGGUGAACCUGGACACGCGCUUUUGUGGAGUUCUUUCAUGGAACCCGAGAGGUUCAGGAAAACUCGAAGCGUGUUCCCAGAGUUAUCCAGGUGGCGCAUCACAGAUGUCUGCAUAUAAAUACCCCGAUGAACCCACCUCAACAUGUCUUUACGAUUCUUCAUUUUAUGCUCUAACCAAGUCUUCAUUGUUAUUCCUACAAUCAUUUCUUGAACCCUGAAAGUUUACCUUCAUUUUAAAUUUACACACACGUUCUCUUGAGAACCAAUACGACCCCAGUUAUUCUUUCCACAAACUUUUAGUUCAUCAUGUAUACCAAAGUUUUUGUUGCUGCGGCCACCGCAUUCGCUACUCUUGUUCCAAGCGUAUUGGCAGGAAAUGCUAUCGUUAAGAACAAUUGUCCGUUCCCGGUUUAUCUCCAGUCAGUCUGCGAAAACGGUAACGUGCCGAGACAUAAGAUCGAACCCGGUGCCACCUUCACGGAACAGUAUCGCGCCAAGCCAGACGGCGGCGGCUGCUCACUGAAAAUUUCCGACGAAACGAGUGGUAGUGAAAUCACCCAGUUUGAGUACACACUUUCGGGGGAAAAGGUGUUUUAUGACGUUUCAAAUAUCGACGGCUAUCCCUUUAUGGAGAAUGGUGUCUCUCUCUCCUCAACCACCCACGAUUGCCCAGUGGUCAAUUGCCCAGCUGGCGUCAGACUGUGCAAGGGAGCCUACAACAAACCAGAUGACGACCACGCGACUCAUGCGUGCGCCUCUUCCUCCGAUCUCACCUUGACCCUCUGCCCAGGUGGCACGAAACGGCGCCAUCAGCGCGAAUUCAUGAACUAGCGGGGAACCUCGAAACUUUUCAAACGCCGCGGUCUUUCCACCUACUAUUCUUUCACUACGUUCUUUUGCACAACAUUCCUUUUUGCGAAAAAUCUUUCCUUCCCUUCCAUGGAUACCAUCUAUAAAUUCCCCAUUACAUCGCUAGUACGAUGCCUUGUCACCCUGUUCGCAAUCGACUUUCAGGGUUUUCUAUUUUGCGUCCAUUUAUGACUUGGUUCCAUUUUUAUGCGGGCGUCGGAAGGUCCAGCUCUGAUUGGGCCUCUACAUUAUUUUAUUGCUUCUCUUGCGACGAUAGAUUAUAAACACUAUAUAUCGGCAUGGUGGGAUAAAUAUCCAUCACCAUAUAAAUGGCGUGCUUUCGAAAGACCGAUACAAGCCAAAACGAAAUCAAAAAACUUUACUACUACUACUACUACUACUACUACUACUACUACUACUACUACUACCACUACUACUACUACUACUACUACU